AUGCAUCGGUUCAACAUCAACGAAGCCGUAGCUACGGCUACUCCAUACGCAGUGGCGGUGCUAGCAUUUGCGACUGAUUUCCUCUUUCAACAAGGAAUUCUAUGCUAUCGGGUUGAGCAUGAAAUUCGCUUGCUCGACGUGCAUCAUGGCGACCGGCGAGAACGCCUCUUGGAUUUGUACGAGAUUAUUCCUUGGUUAGACAGUGGCCUAGUAGCGACAAGCGUUGAUCCUGUCAACCAGGUUACACUUCUCUAUUUCCAAGAGGAGAUCCUCGUGUUUCGUCUAGAGGGUUCUGGAGGCCAGAGUAGUUGGUUGAUUGCUAUUGAUACAGCCGUCCGACAGACUAGACGCACACGACUACUCCUGCAACGGCCCAUUCCCUCAUCAACCCCGAUCUUUGUACGGCACACUCGUUCGUAUCUAUGGUAUGACACAUUCACGGCUACGCAUGGCUUGCAAGGGCGCUGGCUAUGCUAUGGGGUGGAUAUGACUACCAAUGAGUUUAUUGCAGUCGAUUUCGAUUGUGCUGUGGGCUGGGAGAUUGGCCGGACCCUUUGUUUUGAAAUGUACCAGGACCACCUGUAUGCCGUCUCAACGCGGGCGACUUCUGAUGACGAUGAGCAUUCUUCUUUCUAUCAUUGGUCCUGUUAUUCACCCCGACAGAAGGACCAGAAGUGGAGUGGUCGCAUAUGGCGUCGUGAGCACCGUAAAGGUCCCAUAAACGAGAUGUGGAUGCGGCUUUCUAUUCAAUUUGAUGAAUCUACGGGGCGUCCGACGAUCACUGAAUGUCGUCGUGAAUGGCCAGGCGGGAACAGCGAGAACCAUCCAACAAAUUAUCUCCAGAGCCUUUAUACACCCGCCGAAUUACGGCCGAAGUACCCAGAAGGAGACAUCAAGCGCCCCUCAUGGAGUGACAGCUUCAGCGAAGCUACCAGGGGUCCAGAGAUGUUUCAACUAGAUAGCAACAGGCCUAAGAAGCGACUGCCACGCAACUGUCAUCCAGAGUAUGAAAACGAUGACCCAAAUCAGCGACAGGAAUUCAUUGCUGCGCACACCAAAUACCACUGUUACCACCUCGGCGCCUCAACCUUUUUCGAUCUUGUAACUGAUUCUGCGAGUUAA
Messenger RNA from Penicillium brasilianum, 1122 nucleotides. Lineage: Eukaryota; Fungi; Ascomycota; Eurotiomycetes; Eurotiales; Aspergillaceae. The record is from the annotation of a GenBank genome assembly.